CUAGGUCAGGACGACCUCGUCCCUGACAACUGGAAAAACAGGAACCCAUAAUUUAGCCGAUGCUUGUUUUAACCUUGCUUGACAUGAAGGGGGAACAUGUACUCACUAACUAGAGCAAAUAGCAAUGUACUCACGAACUCUGGCAAAUGUCAAAAUAUGUAGAAGUCACUUAGAUGGAAGAGUAUCGAGAAAGGGGGGCAACACCCCAGAAGGUCUAUAAAAAGAUAAGAGCCGACCGCUAUUUUUGAGCUUCUUCCUGUACAUGCUGAAUGUAUGUCAGAUAGUCGCUCCCUGAUCAGAAUAAACUGGUGACUUGCAACUACUCCUCGACUGUGCUGUGAGUCUCUUCUCAUCAAUGGACUCGGCGGAGGGUGACUUCAACAACUUGGGGGCUCUUCCGUCGAUGAGCAGGAGAUUCCCAAGAUUCGGCUAAGUGUUAACGCAGCCUACUUGGAUACCGAAAACUGCGGGCCCGACUAGGAGAGUUCCAGUGAACCUCCUGGGACGGGACAUGCUGGUGAAGCUGGGGGCCUCAAUCUUGUGCAGUGCAGAUGGACUGGUGGUUACCCUGCCGGAAGGCACUCGCCUGCGGUGUGACGCCCAGACUAUGUGGGCGGGACAAUGGCUGGUGCAGCCCAUCCAGAGUCAGGCCCUGGCGGAUAUCUAUUGGGGCCUGCUGGAACCCAGCCUGACUGGCCUCCUGGCGGCCUACUCAGCGUGGCGACCCUGGAUCUCGCUCCUAGAGCCCUAUGUGCCCCCACCUGACCCUCCUCAUGUAACCCUUUUCUAUGAUAGGGAAAGUACCGAAUGGUAUGAGGAACUGUUUACUGAGCAACUGGAAGGCCAACAGUGGCAAUUUGCCUCUGAGAACAUAUAUGUGGGUCCCGACGGGGUAGCCUCAGCCACACUGCUGACCUCAGAACAGCUGCCCUGGUACAUUAUGGGACAGGAAGCUGUCCCACAUGUUUCUCUGGCCCUCCAUCCCAAACACCAGGCCAAAGAUUUGGGCCCGAUGGUGAAACGGGCCAGAGAAACUCAGGACUGGGUACAGACCCAGAUCCCACAGGUCUCCUUCUCACCCUCCUGCAGUACCUAUCGCAUACAGGUCGCAGCACAGGACACAGCCCUCCUGCAACAUGAGCAGAUAGCUAGGGACCACGGGCGUGAAAAGAUGGACCACCCAAAGGCGGCGGCCCUUCUGGCGUCUCUGCCAGACUCACUGUGGUCUACCAGCCCCACAGAUGUAGGUCUAAUACCUUGUACACCAGUGCAGUUCCAACUUCAGCCAGGGGAGGGCCCCCUCUGGCUCAGACAGUAUCCACAUAAGCAGGCAGCAGAGGAAGGGAUAGCCGAGACUAUAGACGGCCUCCUACAGGCCGGGGUGUUGGAGCCCUCCACGUCUCAGUGGAACACCCCCAUCCUCCCGGUGGAGAAACCCGGGACAGGAAAAUAUCGAAUGGCCCACGAUUUGCAUGCCAUAAACAACCUCCUGCUGACCCCCACUGUUCCAGUCCCGAACCCAUAUGUUGCCCUUACUAAUCUGACUCCACAGCAAAAAUGGUUCACAUGCAUCGAUUUGGCAAAUGCUUUUUUCUGUCUGCCUCUGGCAGAACAGUGUAAGGACAUAUUCUCCUUUACUUACAAGGGCUGUCAGCUGCGGUACACCCGCCUGCCUCAAGGAUUCGCCUUUUCUCCAGGGAUCUUUAACCAGGUUCUAAAGCAGGCUUUGCAGGGGUGUCCUCUCCCAGAUGGUGUCACCCUCGUCCAAUAUAUAGAUGACCUCCUGAUCGCGGCCCCAACAGCGGAGGCGGCCCUACAAGCUACCCAGUUAGUGCUGCGCCGUCUGUCAGAAAAAGGCUUUAAGGUCAGUAAAGACAAAUUGCAGAUUGCUAGGACAGUGGUGUCCUUCUUAGGAUGCGUGUUAUCCAGUGCAGGAACAGGCCCCUCCCCAGCUCAUCGUUCAGCUAUCUUGCAUCACUCAAAGCCAACCACAGUAAAAGACAUGUUGUCCUUUUUAGGCCUCACAGGUUACAGUCGCACUUACAUUCCAGAUUACACGGGGCUCACACAGCCGAGAGCACGGCCUACGUCGCCUCAGUGCGUCCCUCAACUGGGACCAGGCCUCAGAAGAGGCUUUUAUUACCUUAAAGCAAAGAUUAGCCCAGGCCGCCGACCUAGCCCUCCCAGAUUACUCUCUCCCGUUCCAUUUGGCUGACCGUAUGAGUGGGGGAGAACCACAUGUAUGUGAGUACCGAGUUCAGAAAGAGGAGAAAGUCAGACUAGACUUAGAAGCAGAAAAGAUAGAAGGGACUGAGGACUGGUUCACAGAUGGGUGUUGUUUCAGAACAGAUACAGGAGGUUUGCAGGCAGGAUAUGCAGUGGUGGCCAGACAAGGCCAGGACUAUGUGACCUUGAAGGCAGAAAGACUGGAAGGAGCCCAGUCAGCUCAAAGGGCCGAAGUACAGUAAUAACAAAUGGAACUCAGCCAAUGACGGAGAGCAGGAUUUUUGACUGCGGGAAACAAGCCAAUAAAGCACGAAGCAGAGAUGAAAGAGCUGGCAGAAGCCCUAAUGCUUCCUAAAAAGGUAGCAGUAGUAAAAUGCAAGGGCCACGAAGGGUCAGGAACCAUG
Messenger RNA from Paramormyrops kingsleyae, 2630 nucleotides. NCBI's taxonomy places the organism in Eukaryota, Metazoa, Chordata, Actinopteri, Osteoglossiformes, Mormyridae. The record is from RefSeq and is a predicted model, not a curated record.